CCUUGAAAGAACCCAUGUCGGCUUCGACAGACAUCUCUCCCGCGAGGCUUCCGCGGGGCCAGGCUUGCGUCCUCUGCCAACGCCGGAAGGUCAAAUGCGACAGGAAUUUUCCCUGUUCCAACUGCACCAAGGCAAAUGCAGAGUGCGUUGCAAGUGCACCUCCACCGCCGCGAAAGAGAAGGCGGCCCAAGGUCGAGCUGCAGAACAGGUUGGCGCGGUGUGAACAGCUCUUGGCCGAGUACGCAAAUGCGAAUGCCAAGUUGGAACGCCCGGAAUCGGAUGCAACUUCUGAUAUCCCACAUCCUUCACUAACACCACAGCCUGGACCCCGUGAUUUGAACUGGGAGCCCACUGGGAAGCUCAUUGUUGAAGAUGGCGGUACGCGGUUCACAGACGGCUUCUUGUGGACCAAGGUGUACGAAGAGCUGCGAGCAAUGCGAGAGCUCACGGAUAUGGAUGACCUUGGUGGCGAUUCACAAGAAGGGUCUCCGUCCCAAGUGACGCCGGACUAUAACGAAUACCUGCUGUUUGGAAAUGGCUUGUCACCAGAAAUCGACGUGGAAAAACUGCGACCCUCGCCCGGUCAAGUCUUCUCCCUCUGGCAGGUAUAUCUGGAUCGAGUCAAUCCGUUGACAAAACUGAUACAUGCGCCGACGCUUCAGCCGCAUCUCGUCGAGGCCACGAGUGGUUCGCAAAACUUGCCCAAGAACGUCGAGGCGCUAUUGUUCUCCAUCUAUAGCAUGGCUACCAUUUCUCUCACCGAGAGUGAAUGCUCAUCCAUUCUGGGUAGCUCGAAAGACGCUGCCCUUGGACGCUUUUCUGCUGGAGUCAGGAUAACCCUCCUCCGCGUCGAGUUUCUCAAGUCUCACGACUUGACGACCCUUCAGGCAUUAGUUUUACAUCUGAUCUCUCUCCAAAGUCGCCCCAAAUCGCAUCCCACUUGGGUCUUGAACGGCGUCUGCAUACGCAUUGCCCAGAAAAUGGGGCUGCACAGAGAUGGCGAGCUCCUCGGGCUUUCUCCAUUCGAGACAGAAAUGAGAAGACGCAUUUGGUGGCAGAUCGUCAUGCUCGAUGCUCUGUCUGCCAUGGCGUCGGGCUUGAGUCCGACACUGCUCCCACGAGUAGGCGAUUGCAAAAUGAUAAAGAAUCUCAAUGACGCUGAUCUUCUCCCCAACGCAACGGCAUAUUUUGAGGACCGAAGAGGCCCAACCGAGAUGAUUGUGUGUUUAAUAAUGUACAAAAUGGGAGAAUUCCUCAUCCGGUGGCCCAAUCUACACGCGAUUGUCCUCAGCAGUGAGAUCAGCGCUGUUGGCUCCGGCACGCAUUUUCAGGAUCAAUCGGCCGAGUUUAAGAAGCUCACCGAAACAAUCGAAACGUCUCUUGACGACAUCAUGGAAAAGUAUUCCGACCCUUCCGCCGGGCCAAUCCAUGAACUGGCAAUACAGAUGAAGCUCGCCGUCUGCAACAAGAUCCAACACAUGUUGCGACAGGCCCACGAUCAACCCGAGUGGGGUGUCGAGGUAAACACGCCAAAAGACAACCUCUUCAAGCUUGCCAUUACCGCAGUUGAGCAUUCUGUCAGCCUUUACCAAUCAGUCCCAAGUACUGGCUUCCUCUGGUUCAUGCGGAUGCACUUCCAGCACGACAUCUUCCUCUUCAUGGUUGCGCAGCUUUGCCUUCGGACGUCCGGUACGCUCGUGGAGAAGGCUUGGAAGCAAAUACCAUUAGUGUAUGAGUACCACCCAGAUCUAUUCUAUGCUUCGCCAGAAUCCAAUCUCACACUCGCAAACUUCCUCUUGAAGGCUUGGGGAUUACGGCAAGCGGUGUUGGGCGCGAGUCACGGGAACUACGCAAGUCCCCCGGAGUACAUACAGAAACUUCAAAGCAUAUUUCCAGGGGGAAACAAACCUUCCGAUGAGGCAUUCCACAUGCCUCCGGAAAUGUCUUUCGAUGUGCCAUUCGACGUGCCGUUCGAUAUGCCCCUUGGCACGCCAUUUGGCAUGCCACCCCAACCCGGGGAUCCAAUCUUACCUCCGGGGGGGCAUAAUCCAGCGAUGCCAUGGGAUCACGAAUUCUCAAUGUCUCUGAACGCAGCGCUGCCAGAUUGGAACAUGCCGGAGAUGCCGGAGAGAGAAGGUUAAUACAUGGUAUAUUGAGAUAUGAGAAGGACGGGAAGGAAGUGUGCAACUUCCGGAGAGAUCGCCAGUAGCCAACUCACAUGGAAAGCCAGAAACCAAGUGUAAAACAUUGUAUAAUAACUUGCCGUAAUCUCAAUACUCUUUUAUUGACCACAUAUCCAC
This is a messenger RNA of Ilyonectria robusta, 2300 nucleotides long. RefSeq names its product fungal-specific transcription factor domain-containing protein. Gene Ontology annotation, biological process: regulation of DNA-templated transcription; DNA-templated transcription. The transcript has 4 exons. Gene Ontology annotation, molecular function: DNA binding; DNA-binding transcription factor activity, RNA polymerase II-specific; zinc ion binding. Lineage: Eukaryota; Fungi; Ascomycota; Sordariomycetes; Hypocreales; Nectriaceae. The record is from RefSeq and is a predicted model, not a curated record. Bases 15 to 2141 code for a protein of 708 amino acids.